GCCCAAACAUCCCAUGUUAGGUGUGCGUUAUCCUUUCUAGUUUUCCAUAUUCUGCCAUUUUCUACAGAGAAAAAAAGUGUCAAGGACGGAAAAUAAAUAUCCAGUACAGUACUGAAACAAAAUAAAUUAAUAAUAAUACUGACACACAAACUUAUAAAACAACAAAUUGAAAUUGAAAAGUAACCCAUCGCCUUAAUAACUCCAAUAAUCGUCAAUUAGAGUCAAUUGCGUAGCAUUCUACUUCUCAAUCGACACAGGAUUUUUAACUGGCGGUCAGUCUUUGGGUAUUCUUUUUACUAGUACGAAUAUUUCAAUAUUACAUAUUUGUUUUUUUGAAAAUGCGAAUUAAAAGAGUGAUUUCUAUACUGAACGAUUUGGGUAGGGUCGAGUUGGAUCACGGCCAUCACCAUGGUGAGGAGUAUGAGAAUUCGGUGAGGAGUCACGUGAGCAAUGAGAUCAGAGAAAAAUGCAGAGACUUGAUCUACGACAACGAUACUCUGAGAAAAAUUGGGGAAAUUUUUUUGGAACACAUCAAACGGGGAUUGGGCAAAGCCACUCAUGACAAGGCUAUUGUUAAAUGUUUUCCAACUUAUGUGCAAGAUUUACCUGAUGGAACUGAGACUGGGAAGUUUCUCGCAUUGGAUUUGGGCGGUACCAACUUCCGAGUACUGCUGAUCGAACUCAGCGGCGAACACUUUGAGAUGAAAUCGAAAAUUUUCGCCAUUCCACAGCACAUCAUGCUCGGUUCGGGCGAACAAUUGUUCGAUCACAUCGCCGAGUGUCUGGCUUUGUUCGUCAAAGAAGAACAGGUCCAACAUGAAACUCUACCUUUAGGCUUCACCUUCAGUUUCCCAUUGUCGCAAAAAGGCCUGACCAUCGGCAUCCUGGAAAGGUGGACCAAAGGCUUCAAUUGCUCCAACGUGGUAGGAAACGAUGUCGUGCAAAUGUUGAACGAGGCCAUCGAAAGACGUGGGGACGUAAAAAUCGAGGUUUGCGCCAUCUUGAAUGAUACCACCGGCACCCUUAUGUCUUGCGCUUGGAAAAAUCACGAUUGUAGAAUUGGACUGAUUGUUGGUACUGGUAACAACGGCUGUUAUGUAGAAAAACAAGAAAACGCCGAACUAUUCGACGACGUCGACGUAGGAUCCGGCAAAGUAAUCAUCAAUCUGGAAAUGGGUGCCUUCGGAGACGACGGAGCCCUGGAUUUCGUCCGAACCGAGUACGAUCAAGACGUCGAUAAGAAUUCUAUUAAUCCAGGCAAACAAAUACAAGAAAAAAUGAUUUCGGGAAUGUACAUGGGCGAACUAGUGAGAUUAGCUUUAGAAAAAUUUACCAAAGAAGGGCUGUUGUUUGGCGGCAAAGGCUCCGAUAUGUUGUACGAACGCGGCAGGUUUUACACCAAAUAUGUGUCGGAAAUUGAAAGCGACGAACCUGGAAUGUUUACUAAUCAAAAGGAAAUUUUAGAGGAAUUAGGUCUUAAACAUGCAACCGAACAAGAUUACGUAAACGUCCGAUUCAUUUGCGAGUGUGUGAGUAGAAGAGCAGCUCAUUUGGCGUCCACGACCAUCACCACCCUCUUGCACAAAAUGGGCGAGAAAAAAGUGACGGUAGGAGUUGACGGGUCCGUUUACCGUUACCAUCCUCAUUUCCGUAACCUGAUGAUGGAGAAGAUUAGAGAGUUGUGUGAUCCCAGCAUUGAAUUUGACCUGAUGCUCUCCGAAGACGGUUCCGGUAGAGGUGCAGCCCUAGUAGCAGCAGUGGCGGCCCGUCAAAAGAAAAAAGCCCUAGCCACAUGAAUAUAGUAAAAUUUAGCCGUCUGUACAUACUAUAAUAAUAAUUUUAAAUAAUGAGAAAGGCCCAUAAAAAGUACGUGUGUUUUCAAUUAUUUUGUUCCUAAAUACAUUUAUAGAUUGUGACGUUUAGGGAAAAUUUGAACAUGCUAGCAACAGUGUAUUAAUUUAAUUUUCCCCAAAGUGAUAUUAGUGCUUAUACACACAAAAAAAAAAUCUCUUUAGAACAUUAUUUGGGCUCUAUAGUAGUUGAAAUUUUAUUAUUUUUGAAUAGGAUUUAUUGAAUAUUUUUUUAUAAAUAAUUUAUCAUUUAUCAUUGAAAAUUUUCUCUUGUUACUAAUUAAUAAGCAUUGGCCUUACUUAAUUGUCCUUUUGCUGUAUUAAUACUCUUUGUUUAUUUAUAGAUUUUGUGUAUUUUUUUUUUGUUUCAAAUUUGUGCAUUGUUUAUUAAUAUUUUUUAUUCAUUGACAUAUUUUUUUAACAACCAGACAUUAUUAAAUGAUGCACUGAAAUAAAGAAUAACUGCCGACAUUCUUAGGUAGUCAUUUUUAACAGUGUUGCCGUCUGUCCUCAAAAAGAUAUUUUUUUAAGUUGUUUUGAGUUUAUAAGAGAAAUAGUUACUUAAUUGAUUAUAAAUAAAUAAAUAAAUAGCUGAUAGAGGCAAAUGGUUUUUUAUAUUAAAAAAUGAAAACUUUAUUAUACUUAAUUGUCAUAUAUUGUUUGCCCAGCGGAUCUGAGUCUACGGAAGGAAUUCGGAAGUAAAUGUGCCAUGUUGCCACGUUUAUUUAUAAAAAAGCGAAAAUACUAGGGAUGAAGUAUAGUUAAUUUGAAAAUCCAUUUUUUAAUAACAAAAUAUUGAUACAAUAAUAAAACGCUAAAUAUUUUAACGUGGUUGUUAGAUCUAUCCUUAUUUUAAUCCUGAUUUCUUCAAUUUGGUCUAUUGUAAAAAAUAAACAUUUUCUAAAAAUACCAUCAGCUUUUGACAAUUUGGCAAGCAUCCGUCCUGGAUGAACCUGAUUGGUGGAGUUUUUGGCAGGAUCGCCGUUGUCAUGGGGAACCAUACGGUUGUCAAUGAGCUAACGUCACCUUACGUCUCGCUAUUGGCCAGGGCUCACGUCAUUUUAUCCUCCCAUCUUGGAAUAUCGAUUUAUAUUGAAAUAUCCAGUGGCGAAGAUUUGGUAAUUGCUGAUUUUCGUGUACGAGUUGCAAUACGAUAACACUUACAAAAAGUUCCGCACGCAGCUGGGUAUUUUAUGAAUGAAAUCAGCCAUUUUUUUUGACAACUGCAUUCCCCUUACCGUUGCCCCGUAGACACAGAUUCGCUGGGCAGACAUUAUUUAAUAAAAAGUUUAAAUUAU
Ceutorhynchus assimilis (cabbage seed weevil) is the source of this 3148-nucleotide messenger RNA. Lineage: Eukaryota; Metazoa; Arthropoda; Insecta; Coleoptera; Curculionidae. The record is from the annotation of a GenBank genome assembly.